CGGCGUGGUGCGCGCCUUGCUGGCUCCGAUAGGGCGGCGGAGCUCUGCUAAGCUUGCCAAGCAGACGCCACAGCACCAGAUAGAAAAGGCCUAAACUGAGGGAAAAAAAGGAAAAAGAGCCUUACAGGGCACGGAGCCGCUGGGCUUGUAGGGACUUUACCGUCAUAACUGCAAGCGUGAGGGAAACAAACGGACGUGCGAGCCUUGCAUCCCCACAUCUCCACAGCGCCCGUGGUGUCACGGGCCCAGCAGUGUUUGCAGUGUGGGUUGUGUCGCUACAUAUUCGUUGGUCAUUUUGUGUUGUUACGGCUUGUGAUAUUUUUUUGGUUUUUUUGCUCCCCUGGACACUUUCCUUUAAAACCUCCCUUCCAAUUCUGUAACCCUUGCUAACCUGAGGUAAAAAACCGCCUCAGCAAGGCGUGCUAACCCACAAUUCGGUCUGGAUGUUACGUACAUCUCCACGUUACUGUGCUUUUCCUCAGCCCAAGCAUUUAAACCUUCCUGAGGUGACUGUGAGGGGUAUUAUGAUAAACAGUGACAACGAUCACGAUAGCAGGCGGGCUUGUUAGCGCAUCUGAGAGCGCGGUUCCUCGGGGUAACUGCUGCCUUGGAUACUGAGGGGAAACGAGCUGAGGCGGCCUGUCUGAGGGAAGCGGCAGAACCGCACCUCACGGCCGAGGGAGAGAAACAACGCCGCGGAGAAGCGCUGUCCGUUCACGCGGUGUUGUAUUACACGCGCCGGCCUCCCAGCAUGCAGACCCGUUUGCUCGGCUUGCACCGCGCUGGGUCCGGUUCUUAAUGUUUCUCCUUUGCCAGCUGAGCUCUGUCAAGAACGAGCGCGCCCUUCCCGCGCCGCAGCCGCCCCAGCACGGCACCGCGGGGCGAGCGGCCUCGCACGGCUCAGCUCGGCCCGGCCCGGCCCGGUGGCUGCGCGCCGGGAGCAGAGGAGGCCGGGCCGGCAGCUCCGGCGCCCGGAAGGACGGUGUCUGCCUGCCUCGUGACCGCCGCAGCCGCCGCCCGCCUCCGCCCGAGGCUACGGGGAGCGGUCGCCAUGGCGGCAGACGCCCCCAGCACCCUCCCGGUGCAGCUGGUGGAGCAGCCCAGAUUGCUGAAGCUGAAGGAGAGUUUUAUAGCAAAAUUUGGAUCAGCUCCCAAGUUUUAUGUUCGUGCACCAGGGCGAGUCAACUUAAUAGGAGAACAUAUAGACUACUGUGGUUAUGCUGUGCUCCCUAUGGCUAUAGAACAAGAUAUCUUGAUCGCAGUAGAACCUGUAAAGACUGAAGUUGUGCAACUGGCCAAUACAAAUUCUUUGUACUUGGAUUUCAGUAGUAGUGUUAAUAACAUUCAGAUUAAUAAAACCAAACCUCAAUGGCAUAACUACUUCUUGUGUGGACUGAAGGGUAUUCAGGAACAUUUUGGUCUUAAUAACCCAACUGGAAUGAAUUGUCUGCUAGAUGGAACCAUCCCUCCAAGUUCUGGUCUUUCUAGCUCCAGUGCUUUGGUGUGCUGUGCAGGACUCGUGACCCUAAAAGCUAAUGGAAAAACCCUCUCUAAGGUGGAACUUGCAGAAAUUUGCACAAAGAGUGAACGUUACAUUGGCACAGAAGGUGGAGGAAUGGAUCAGUCCAUUUCUUUUCUUGCAGAAGAAGGAACUGCCAAGUUGAUAGAGUUCAGUCCUCUGAGGGCAACUGAUGUUAGACUUCCAAGCGGAGCAGCGUUUGUUAUUGCUAACAGUUGUGUUGAAAUGAAUAAAGCAGCAACUUCUCAUUACAAUAUUAGGGUAAUGGAGUGUCGUCUGGCUACAAAGCUUCUCUCAAAGUCAAAAAGUUUGGACUGGAAAAAAAUGAUGAGACUCCAAGAUGUGCAGGCCAACCUAGGAGUUAGCCUAGAGGAAAUGCUGACCAUUGUCGAGGAGGUAUUACAUCCUGAGCCUUACAGCACAGAGGAAAUUUGUAAAUGCCUGGGAAUUAGCCCGGAGGACCUCUACUCCCAGAUCCUGAGUCAAAACACGCAAAAUGUUUCCACUUUCAAGCUAUACCAGCGUGCAAAGCAUGUGUACAGCGAAGCUGCCAGAGUGCUGGAAUUUAAGAAGAUAUGCAACGAAGCACCUGCCAAUGCAAUCCAGCUGCUGGGAGAAUUAAUGAACCAGAGCUAUAUCAGCUGCAAGGAAAUGUAUGAAUGCAGCUGUCCUGAACUGGAUCGGCUGGUAGACAUCUGCCUGCAAUUUGGGGCUGUCGGGUCACGUCUGACUGGAGCUGGAUGGGGCGGCUGCACUGUGUCAAUGGUGCCUACUGACAAGCUGAAUACUUUCCUAAAAAAUGUUAAAAAAACUUAUUACCAAAAUGAUGGCCAAAGGUUAGCACUGGAGAAUAAUGGUCUCUUUGCUACCAAACCUGGGAGAGGAGCUUUGGUUUUUGUUGAGGCCUAAAGAACAUAAAAAUUGUAAAGAAACUAUGUAGAGCAUUUGUAACUGGCAGGACUUCCCACGCCACAGUAAAUGAAAGCCUUUUCUGGGUUUUAUUAUGAGUAGUUGCUAUUAUCGAAAUAUAUUUCUGAAGAAGGAAUUAAAAGAACACUGAUUACAAAAUCUAUUUUUCCCCAAUAUUAAAAUAUUUUCAGCAUAAAUGCUUAUUUACCAAAAUCUAUUGACGCAUUGAAAUUGAAAAAGUGAUGAUUGUUUAUUACAACAGAUCUUUUCUUUUCCUUUUUCUGUCAUAAAAGUAAGACCAAGUAGAGCACUGAACCAUUCUGCUGAAGGGUAGGAACCCUGCAGUGCGUGCAGGGCUGCUCAGUGCUUACAUCAGCAGCCAGGAGUUGUUUCUGGAAUCCUACAAAAAUGGAAGAUCGACCCGACGAAUUAAGAGAAACAGAAAUGGAUGGGCCUUGCUAAACAUGACAUGUUUUAGACUAGUCUCAGAUACAGUUAUUGCUGUUGCAAUUAAUGAUAAUAGUGGAGGGGAAUCUGCGGGCCAAAUAAAACAUUGGGAACACAUUAUGUUAAGCAGGAAACCUUUACUUCUCACUAUAGUUCUUCUGUAUCUUGGCGCAAGGGUGAUUUAUGAACGUUUCAAUGAGCAUGCUAUCUGUGACCCAUACAACAGGUACCAUAUGCUAAUUGCUCUGUCCUAGCUGUGUUUUUACAAGGUAGAAGAGCAAAUUCAUCCAGCUGUAAUAAGCAAAAGUAAAUAGGCGAGACCAAGAGUUAGUAUCAUUAAUUCUUACAAGCUGCACUUUCCUGCACUUCAUGCAGUGCCUGAAGAAGCUCCUGGCAGGCUCCAGGUUGUAACCGCAAUGCACUGGCAGUGUAACACCCACAGUUCAGUGCCCCUCUCCUCAGCAGGAGAAAUGGUAACGGUCACACAAAGAGGUGAGUGUACAUUAAGAUCUACCUCUGCUUCCAACAAAGAUCAGCUCCCCGCGCCCUGUUUCACAGCACGCUGACUGGCACUUCUCUGCUAUCUACAAUGAAAACGCAGAAGUUUUGCUCAUGUCAUAACCCUUUCAGCCAUAAAAGACAUAACAUGUGCAUAUUUUUAUGAUGCUAAGCACAUGUGAAUGUCCAGAAGUCUGCAUCAAAUUAGAGAUCUCUCAGAAGAGAUCAUCUGUACAUUACCCAUACUAAGCCAGGCCAAAAAUGAAUUCUUAGAGGCUACUAAUUCUGUGAGAGGACUCUGCCAAAUUUGAACACAGCGGAUGAACAAGAGCCAAUGCAGACCGCCAGAUCUUUUCAGGAACCUCAGAGGGGACCCGUAAUGGUAACAGUAUCACUAAAGAAGAUUUUUGUAUUCUGACAACCAGGAGGACUGGAACAGAGAAUGCUGUAGAUCAGGCAAAUCAAGCACUCGAGAGGAAAGGACAAUGCCUGGGCACAAUGAAGAGAAAUGAAGAGAUGGGACUUGGGGGGAAGACAGUUAAAAGGAUACAGUUGAGAAAAGGAAAACAAGGGAUAAGGGAGACAGUAAAGAACAGGAGCUAGAAUUACAGAAAGGUUUGCUCUCUAAACAUUCACUAACACUAUCAAUGGAAAUGUAAUCUCUUGUAGUUCGUUUGUAAUGUACAGCAGAUGUGCUGUGCUUGCCCACAAAGCUGUAAACAUAAGACUCCAAAAAUCAAGUAACAAUUGGUAAACAUCUUCAAGAAGUUACAAGUUAACCUAGAGAUGUUAAGGAAAAAUGAUGCCAUGGCUUUACUACCACCUGUCUUAAUAAAUACCAUCCUUAAUUUGAGUGAAUUCCUCCUUAUCCUCUCAUAGAAACAGCGCACAACAGAACACAUACCAAUUCAUUCAGUAAUAUAUUUGAAUUGAACUUCAGUUCAGCUGUAGUAAUGGAAGCUCUAACCACUGGAUGAGAAGAAUAAAGAUAUUUUAGAUUCUUUUUAAUGUCUUGAGAAUGUCACACACUGUCAUGGAAUCUUCCCAAAAACAUGUGGGCAAUUUUAUGGGCUGCAGUGCAUUUCUGUGAAUCGUAUAAAUGAUAUUCUCAUAAACAAAGAAGAGGAAAGCAGAAAACUGGCACAAUGUAAAAGAGUAAAAAAUGAACCUUCUAAACUUCUGAUUCAUUUCUUUCCUUUCUCUUUUAAUUGCUUCAAUGUUUUUACCAUAAUUUUUCUGUAAUCUGCAAUUAAUAAAAACAAAUUUUAAACAAAAAAAUUGAAUGAA
Messenger RNA from Numida meleagris (helmeted guineafowl), 4660 nucleotides. It is a transcript of the gene GALK2, whose product is annotated as galactokinase 2. The coding region runs from base 1052 to 2428 and encodes 458 amino acids. Gene Ontology annotation, cellular component: cytoplasm; cytosol. Gene Ontology annotation, molecular function: ATP binding; galactokinase activity. The record is from RefSeq and is a predicted model, not a curated record. The transcript is spliced from 10 exons. Gene Ontology annotation, biological process: carbohydrate phosphorylation; galactose metabolic process. NCBI's taxonomy places the organism in Eukaryota, Metazoa, Chordata, Aves, Galliformes, Numididae.